This is a messenger RNA of Drosophila santomea, 1213 nucleotides long. Its product is annotated as alpha/beta hydrolase domain-containing protein 17B. Gene Ontology annotation, molecular function: palmitoyl-(protein) hydrolase activity. Gene Ontology annotation, cellular component: plasma membrane; endosome membrane. Bases 296 to 1156 code for a protein of 286 amino acids. Gene Ontology annotation, biological process: protein depalmitoylation. The transcript has 5 exons. The record is from RefSeq and is a predicted model, not a curated record. NCBI's taxonomy places the organism in Eukaryota, Metazoa, Arthropoda, Insecta, Diptera, Drosophilidae.
CGCUGAGCAGGCGGUCACACUGUAAAUACCAAAAGCGCCGUUGUUUUUUAGGGCGUUUUAGCCACCUUACUUCUUUGUGGUUGUUUGCCUAUCUACAUUGCCAUUUUGUAAAUCCCAUUGACCACUUGCACGUCCACGGAUAGAUGAUAUAGACGCGAAUUGGCCCGAACCCGAAGUCUGAACCCAAAACUCCGUUAGUCCUUUGUUGAUGGUAAUCGUGCAUUGGAGGAGAGAAAUCGAAAUCAAAAUCGAAAUCGUUAGCAUUCCGUAGAGGCAUUCGAGGCACGGAGCGAGCAUGUUCAGUAUCAGCGAGCUCUGUUGCAUGUUUUGCUGCCCCCCGUGUCCGGGUCCCAUUGCGGCCAAGUUGGCCUUCCAGCCGCCGGAGCCCACGUACAAAUUGACCCCGGCGGACGAUACCAAUAUCCGCUAUAACCUGCAGUUGUUCGACCGCGCCGAAUGGCAGUACUCCGAACGUGAGAAAUCAAAAGUGGAAGCCUUCUUUACGCGCACCUCGCGUGGCAACCUGAUCACCUGCAUCUAUGUCAGGUGCAGCAAGAAUGCCAAGUACACGCUGCUCUUCUCCCACGGGAAUGCAGUGGAUUUGGGCCAGAUGAGCAGUUUCUACCUAACACUGGGCUCCCAAAUCAAUUGCAACAUAUUUGGGUACGACUACUCCGGCUACGGAAUGAGUGGCGGCAAGCCAUCCGAGAAGAAUCUGUAUGCGGACAUAGAGGCUGCCUGGCAGGCAAUGAGAACCAGAUUCAACAUCAGCCCGGAGACAAUCAUCUUGUAUGGGCAGAGCAUUGGCACUGUGCCCACUGUGGACCUGGCCUCGCGUCACGAGGUCGGCGCUGUGAUACUCCAUUCGCCGCUGAUGUCCGGCCUAAGGGUCGUCUUUAGGAACACAAAGAGAACCUGGUUCUUUGACGCCUUCCCCAGCAUUGAUAAGGUGGCUAAGGUAAAGGCUCCGGUUCUGGUUAUUCACGGCACCGAUGAUGAGGUCAUUGACUUUUCCCAUGGCAUCGGAAUCUACGAGCGGUGUCCUAAGACUGUCGAGCCGUUUUGGGUGGAGGGUGCUGGGCAUAAUGAUGUGGAACUGCAUCCGCAUUAUUACGAGCGACUGCGCAAGUUUCUUUCGGUGGAACUCGUCAAAUGACAAUUAAAGAAUAAUGUGGACGGAGGCGUUAGCGACACUACAUCGGGUGUAAUAUCU